This is a messenger RNA of Cajanus cajan (pigeon pea), 1452 nucleotides long. RefSeq names its product drimenol monooxygenase. Gene Ontology annotation, molecular function: heme binding; monooxygenase activity; oxidoreductase activity, acting on paired donors, with incorporation or reduction of molecular oxygen. The record is from RefSeq and is a predicted model, not a curated record. Lineage: Eukaryota; Viridiplantae; Streptophyta; Magnoliopsida; Fabales; Fabaceae.
AUGGAUUCCGAAAUUUGUACACUUCUUUUAUUAACAUGCACAAUUAUACACGUUAUCUCAAAUAAAGUAAGAAGAAAACUAAACUACAAACUUCCACCAGGACCUUCUCCUCUUGCCCUUGUGGCAAACCUGGUUGAACUUAGCAAAAGGCCACAACAAACACUGGCCAAGCUAGCCAAGCUCCAUGGCCCCAUAAUGUGUUUGAAGCUUGGUCAACUAACCACCAUAGUUAUCUCUUCACCAGACAUAGCCAAAGAGGUACUCCAAACCCAUGAUUUGUUAUUCUCAAACCGAACAAUUCCACAAGCCACAACGGUUCACAACCACAACCAUUAUAGCUUACCCUUCCUCCCCGUUUCACCUCUUUGGAGAGACCUUAGGAAAAUAUGCAACAACCAAUUGUUCAACAACAAGUCCCUUGAUGCAAGCCAAAACCUUAGACGCAAGAAACUGCAUGAACUUCUAAAUCAUGUGCAUGCAUGCAGCCUCAAGGGUGAAGCGGUGGAUAUUGGAAAUGUGGCGUUUAGGACCGCAAUUAAUUUUUUGGCAAACACUUUUUUCUCUUUGGAUUUUGUUAACUCUGUAGGUGAAGGUGAAGAGUACAAGGGCAUAGUGGAGAAUCUUGUGAGAGCAAUUGGAACGCCAAACUUGGUGGAUUUUUUGCCUUUGUUGAAGAUGGUUGAUCCACAAGGCAUUAGAAGACGCUCGUCUACUUAUAUUUCCAUGUUGUUCGUUAUUUUUGAUCGGUUGAUUUACAAAAGAUUGGAGUUCGGAGAUGCCACAAUUGAUGAUGACAUGUUAGAUAAGUUGCUCAACAUUUCUCAAGAGGAUGGCCAGAAGAUGGAUCACAAAAAGAUUAAGCAUUUAUUCCUUGAUCUAAUUGUUGCUGGAACUGAUACAACUUCUUAUACAAUAAAAUGUGCAAUGGCUGAGCUAAUCAAUAACCCUAAUGCAAUGUCAAAAGCCAAAAGGGAGCUUGAGCAAAGCAUUGGAAUAGGCAAUCCAAUCGAAGAAUCAGACGUUACAAGACUCCCAUAUUUGUGUGCAAUAAUAAAAGAGACAUUACGCUUGCACCCUGCGGCCCCACUUUUGCUACCACGAAAAGGCAACAUAGAUGUGGAGAUCAAUGGCUACACUAUUCCACAAGGUGCACAAAUUUUCAUUAAUGUAUGGGCUAUUGGAAGGGACCCUAGCAUAUGGGAUAACCCUAAUUCAUUUUCACCUGAGAGAUUUUUGGGUUCAGAAAUUGAUGUCAAAGGUCGACAUUCUCAAUUAACACCGUUUGGUGGUGGGCGACGAAUUUGCCCCGGGUUGCCACUUGCUAUGAGGAUGUUGCAUUUGAUGUUGGGAUCGUUGAUCAAUGGUUUUGAUUGGAAAUUUGAGAAUGAUGUGAAUCCAGAUAUCGACAUGGGUCAACCCUUAAGAGCUAUUCCAUUUAGAAUAAACAAAUAA